AUGGUAUUCGGACCGAUCCCAAAUCGCGAGUAUCAUGAGCGCUUCAUGCGCAAGGCCAUCGACAUGGCCGAGUUUGCGCUGGCAUCGGAUGAGACGCCUGUGGGAUGUGUCUUUGUACACAACGGUGAGGUGAUUGGACGCGGGAUCAAUGGCACGAAUGCUUCUCUGAAUGGCACCCGCCACGCAGAGUUCGUGGCCCUCGCCGAAAUCAUAGCCAAGCACCCGCAAUCCAUCAUCAAGGAGACCGACCUCUACGUGACUGUCGAGCCAUGUAUCAUGUGCGCCUCUGCACUCCGCCAGUACGGGAUCCGUGCCGUCUACUUCGGCUGUCUCAACGACCGCUUCGGCGGCUGCGGUGGCGUCAUGAACAUCCACUCGGAUCCUGGUGUCGACAAGUCUUAUCCCGUGUAUGGAGGCCUCUUCCGCGAGGAGGCGAUCAUGCUGCUGCGGAGGUUCUACGUGCAGGAGAAUGAGAAAGCCCCCGACCCAAAACCCAAGAAAAACCGCGAACUGAAAACCGAGAUCCUCCCCGUAACCGUCACACCCCUCGACCAACGCGGUCCACGCUCUCCACCAAUCCCCAUCGCAACCCCAGCCAUGGCGACUCCCGUCCUCGGAGCCCAGAGUAUCAACCAGAUCGUUGAGAAGCCUCUCGUGCGUCUGCCGCCAGCCAACAAUAGCAAACAACAUCCCACCGCCGUGCCACCAAAGGCAAACACCAAGCAGCAACCCCCUCAAGCUAAGCAGAAUCAGCCCGUCAAGAAUCCUCCCACCAGCACCACUGCCGAGAAGAAGAAGCCUAAGGAGAAACUUCCCCCGCCGGCAGGUCUAAGGGUUGAAAAGCCAGUGCCCGGAGCUAAAGGCUUCGCUGCUCUUGGGGAUGAGGUUGAGUGUUGA
This is a messenger RNA of Fulvia fulva, 897 nucleotides long. RefSeq names its product tRNA-specific adenosine deaminase subunit tad2. The coding region runs from base 1 to 897 and encodes 298 amino acids. The transcript is spliced from 3 exons. Gene Ontology annotation, molecular function: tRNA-specific adenosine-34 deaminase activity; zinc ion binding. Gene Ontology annotation, biological process: tRNA wobble adenosine to inosine editing. Gene Ontology annotation, cellular component: nucleus; cytoplasm. NCBI's taxonomy places the organism in Eukaryota, Fungi, Ascomycota, Dothideomycetes, Mycosphaerellales, Mycosphaerellaceae. The record is from RefSeq and is a predicted model, not a curated record.